This is a messenger RNA of Aureobasidium vineae, 2661 nucleotides long. NCBI's taxonomy places the organism in Eukaryota, Fungi, Ascomycota, Dothideomycetes, Dothideales, Saccotheciaceae. The record is from the annotation of a GenBank genome assembly.
AUGCUGCUCAGAUUACAAUGGCCUUGUCGCCGCGUGCAUCACAAUGCUAAGUCUCUUGCAUCCAUAACUGCCAGAUCUUUUGCCUCUUCCACACCCCGUCGCAAUGAUCUAGCCACAUCAAAAACUCGUAACAUUGGCAUUAUAGCCCAUAUCGAUGCGGGCAAAACCACAACCACAGAGCGCAUGCUCUACUACAGUGGUUUCACUCGUAGACUAGGAGUCUUUCUCANNGACGUCGACGAAGGCUCUACUGUGACAGAUUUUUUACCUGCCGAGCGUGCCAGAGGCAUCACGAUUCAGUCAGCAGCAGUCACCUUUUCCUGGCCACCAGCUGCUUCGUCAGCUACCGAUCUCUCGUCCAACAAGGUUGUCUUGCCACGCUCCACUCAAAGCCACAACAUAAAUCUGAUAGACACCCCUGGUCACGCCGAUUUUACGUUCGAGGUCCUUCGAUCUCUGCGUAUCUUGGAUGGUGCUGUUUGCAUCCUGGACGGAGUCGCUGGUGUUGAAGCGCAGACCGAAAAAGUUUGGACCCAGGCUACCCAGUACCAGAUUCCCAAGAUCUUGUUUGUGAAUAAGCUUGAUCGUGAGGGUGCUGCUUUCGCGAGGACCAUCUCCGAGAUAGGCACUCGUCUGCGUGUCUGGCCGGCACUAUGUCAAAUUCCUUGGUGGCGGCCCGGUGACCUCAAACUCCAGGGCGUUGGCGAUGCAGUAGGUCUUCGUGCUUUGCUGUAUGAAGAAGGAGGUGAUGGCAAGACUUUGAAAGUGCACUCUCUCAAAGACCUGGAGGCCGACAACUCUGCUUUUGCAGAAGAGAUCAAGAAAGCAAGAACGGCUUUGGUUGAACUUCUCAGCGAACACGACGAUGAGAUGGUCGAAAAGUUCCUCGAGUAUGAUGAAGACCAUCUGGCUAUCCCAUCUGUCGACAUCACAGAAAGUCUCAGAAGAUGUACUCUGCAGCAGCCGCAGAAACUUGUGCCCGUGUUCUCGGGUGCGAGCUUCCGUAACGUUGGUGUUCAGCCGCUACUGGAUGCGGUUGUAGACCUUCUUCCUUCACCGCAGGAGCGACCUGAUCCCGAAGCUAGUGUUGGUCCUUCCAAGUUCGGGCUCAACGACCUUCUUUCAGGCAAGAACGCUUUGCCAGCAAUGAUCGAGGCCAAGAAGCAACAAAAGACCAAAGCGCUGGCUGCGAGCAAGAAUAUGUCUAUCAUCAAGAGUCUUGAAGCUUGUGCUCUGGCCUUCAAGGUCGUCACCGAUCCUCGUCGAGGUGUUCUGGUCUAUGUUAGAGUAUACUCGGGGUCCAUCACAAAGAAUGCUCCUCUUUUCAACACGAAUCUUGGCAUCACUGAAAAAGCACCUCGCUUGUUGAGAAUGUAUGCCGAUGAGGCUGUCGAGAUAUCCUCAAUCGAAGCAGGUCAGAUUGGAGUCAUUCCUGGUUUGAAGUCUACACGUACAGGCGAUACACUCAUCCUGUACAGCGGAGUGAACCCGAAGGUUGGCCCGCCUUCACCGAUCAACACUCUCCAACUGAGGCCGAUUACUGUUCCUCCACCCGUCUUCUUCACAAGUGUAGAGCCGAACAGCUUAGCCGAGGAGAAAAACAUCUCUGAGACGUUGGCACUGUUACUCCGCGAAGACCCCAGUUUGAAUGUGAGAGAGGAUCCCGAGAGUGGACAGACCCACUUGGCUGGCAUGGGUGAACUUCAUCUGGAGAUUGCUCGCGACAGGCUCAUCAACGACCUCAAGGCCAAGGCCAGAAUCGGCAACAUCCAGAUUGGAUACCGCGAGAUCCUCUCUGCUCCUUCUUCGGAUGCGACUGCAAUCUUUGACAGAGAAGUGGCUGGAAAGGCAUCUAAAGCUGGAUGUACUGCGAGCGUAACCCCUUUCGAAGAGUCGGAGCUAAAUGCAGCGGACGACCAUACGCAUGUGUUCGGCCUGUUGGACAACAACUAUCUGAUUUUGAAGACCCCUAAUCUGUACCCAGAUGGCUCGGCGACUGACUCUGAGCUACCACCCNUGCCCUCAACCUUGCCGAUGCAAAUGCUUCAAUCAGCCAUGCAGACUGGUGUUACAGCAGCCCUUGCGCGAGGUCCCUCACACGGCUACCCUCUCCACUCCACCAAAAUCACCAUUACCUUUGACCCUUCCGAACAUCUCUUCCAAACCACCACUGCUGCUGCCAUCGCUUCAGCGGCUCGUCUUGCAGUGCAAAAAGCUUUGCGCGAGGCAGCAGAUGCUGGAUCCGGUACUGCUCUGAUGGAGCCCGUCAUGAAUGUCACAAUCACCGUAGACGAACCCAGUCUCGGAAGCGUUGUUCACGACAUCAGCUCUGCCCGAGGAGGACAAGUCGUUUCCCUCGGCGCCGACGACGAAACCGGUGCUUUAGAGGAUGACGUCGAAAUCGAUCCGACAAGGAUAUACUCACCACCCGAUCCGUUUGGCGGUUCGGCGUCAAGUAUCGGCGCGGGAUCUGUCAGUGUAGGCAACCAGAUGCGUCAAAUCGUGGCAAGAGUUCCUCUCAAGGAGAUGGUGGGAUAUCUGAAGCAUUUGCGCAGUCUGACUCAAGGAAGAGGUACGUUUGUCAUGACUGUUGACAGAUUCGAAAAGAUGAAUCCGCAGAGGAUGAAGCUUGCGCUCUCUGAGAUGAGUGGUGGAUUCUAG